This is a messenger RNA of Myodes glareolus (Bank vole), 1536 nucleotides long. Lineage: Eukaryota; Metazoa; Chordata; Mammalia; Rodentia; Cricetidae. The record is from RefSeq and is a predicted model, not a curated record.
AUGGACCUUCUCGUGGGCCGCCAGCUCCUGCAAACCUUUGCAGUUCGGCCACUUGAGUAUAUUGUUGUCAACAUAGACACUGACAGUGAUACUCACAGUGAUGAUGGAGAUGAGCAAUUAAGUGAGUAUUUGGGUUCAGAUGUUAUUCCGGAUACAUCCAGCGAUGGCGAUUGGACCGUAGAAUCCGAUUUUGAAGAUCCUGAUGACAACUUUGAGGAACAAUCCCUGCAUGAUACUGAAGAUGAAAAUGAUGAAGACAAUAUAGUUAAUGUAGAUGAUGAAGAAGAUCGUGAUGAUGACAAUGAAGAUGUUGAAGAAAAUAUUCUUCCAGAAAAUUUAAAUAGAAGCAACCCUAGCUUAGUGGGUUUUCCCCCAGGAAACAACAGCAGUCAACCAUCUGCUCCAGAUGAUUUUAUGCAUUUAGAAGAUCUUCUUGAAAGGACGAACAGGCAGAUUACCCACAUUUUUGAAACUGUUUCAAUAAUACAAGAGUUUUCUGAGGUAUCAGAGAUGGAGAAAUGUGGAAAUUGUGGCGAGUCAUUUAACCAGGCAGAGCAGACAUCCCAGGACCAGGACAACCCUAAGGAAAAAGUUCCUGAGCCAGUGGCAGAGGCCGAGCCUGAAGAGCUAGUUUCUAACCAGGACACAGUACCCUUCGAUGAAGGUGCUCAAGGAACCAACAGUGUCACCUCAUCUGAGCAGCCUGCUGUGGAAGCACCGCUAAUAUUUCUGCAGCCAGUAGACACCAUUCUUGUCACUGACCCUAAUGGGAUGAUUUACCCAGUUGUUGUAGGAGUUGAGAAUAUCAGCAGAAAUACUCUCUCACCGCUUGUCUACAUCCCUUCCAAUUUGGAAAUGCCGGGAAUUGCAGAAGCCAAUGUUGAAAACCACACCCUGACAAUGAACAACCCAACUCUUGAGGAAAAUCAAGAAGAGGAAGACACUUUCAUUCCGCCUGUCUUUCACAACUUCCAUAUUCCAGUAAUACCAGAAGCAGUCUUGGAAGGCAGCCCUGAGACAGUGAAUUACCCACCUGCAAUGGGAAAUAGCAGUGGCCAGCAAAAUCCAUCUUCAUCUGUUGAGCCCGUUUCUGAUUCUGAGAUCAACGAAGUUAUAUUGGUAGAAUUGCCAAAAAAAGCUGAAGCCAUUGUGAAUGGAUGUAAACAGACAGUGUAUUAUCCUGCUUUAUUAGGACGUGUUGUUCCUCCAGAUCCUGAAACUCUAGCUGCCUCUGUAUCUUCUGAGUCAGUAAUUGAAAAGCUUGUACUAAUAGAAGUGCCAGUCCACCCAGCGAGCAUCGUGGAUGACAAUUCUGAGACACUGAAUAACCCAAUUAUACCAGAAAAUGUUGGAAGCCAAGAACCUGCUGCUGCAUCAUUUGUCUCUUCUUCAGGAAUUGGAGCUGCACCAGAAAUAAUACCUCAGAAAAUGAAUUGUGCAACUUCCAUGAAGCAUGUUAAUGAUCAUGGUAAUGAUUUAGUACACAUUAGUGACCAAGGUAAUGAUUUAGUAUUUUCUUUCAUUGUUCGGAUUUAG